AAUGAAAUUCAACAACGAAUCAACAACGAAGGAAUUCCUAAGGAAGUUUUGCAGCAUAUAUCUAAAGGAGAUAAAGGAAAGGAAAUAAGUGAAAUAUCUGCCUUGAAUGAGUCAAGUUUGAUGAGAGAGCAAACUGAAGUUCUAAACAACCUGCAAGCUGCUGACUGCUCUGGUUCUCCCUCCUCUUUUGCUAUUCCA
Messenger RNA from Ilex paraguariensis (yerba mate), 198 nucleotides. NCBI's taxonomy places the organism in Eukaryota, Viridiplantae, Streptophyta, Magnoliopsida, Aquifoliales, Aquifoliaceae. The record is from the annotation of a GenBank genome assembly.